Molecule: messenger RNA, 1009 nt
Organism: Prosopis cineraria
Lineage: Eukaryota; Viridiplantae; Streptophyta; Magnoliopsida; Fabales; Fabaceae
Exons: 2
Coding region: 157-648 (163 amino acids)
Source: RefSeq, a predicted model, not a curated record
ACCGAGCGUCUUUUGGACGGAUCGUCUCUUGGACCUAUAAAUAUACACUCCGCGUGUCACUUUCUGAAUCACAUUUUCCUCUGCUUCUCUCUCCAUCAGCUUCACCUCUCUCCAUCUCCAUCAUCAUCAAUCCCUCGUUUCUGACAACUUAAAUCCAUGUCAAUGCCUCAACCUCCCGCCGGCCAUGUUCAAGCCAACCACCACCGCGCUGUGGAGUUGGAGGCCACUGCACCCAGCUCCGACAUCCCUAAGACCGAUCCCCUCCGUCAAUCCCUGCGAGACAGUGAUGUGCUCCAACCCCCUCUCACUCAGCUCCAUCGUUCUCAGGACACCUCUUCCUCAAUCCGUGACUGUGCUCAAGAAGACUACAGCCAGGGACCUGGGGCCAACGAUCCAAAUGGCACCGGCACUACCCAUCACGACAUGCCCGCAACUCAAAGUUCUACGACGAGGUCCUCCAGGAAGGGACUUCACGCUGCCAUAUUGUUUCUAAUAACUACCUUCAACUUGAAUACCAACACAAAAAGACAUCUAUAUUUGAUGAUCAUCCCACCAUUAUGGCAGUCAUUUUUGUCAGCCUAUGCCUCUAUGCUGUGGCCUCUAUGGCAGAAUUUAUACUUCAAAGUAGAGAGCCUCACCUUUCCAUGAUCAUGACCUUUGGUCCAACGUUCGGAUUUCUUGUGAUUGUGCUGCUUGUUUGGAUGUUAAUUCCAUUGUUGGGCAUCGUCGCAUCCAUCAUAUUGAGUCUCUUUACAAUGAAAACUGCAAUCACCUAGUUCCCAAUGACUGGCAGGCAUUCUCAAGUAUCAGACAAUACUUUGUCUCAGAACCAAAGUCAACCUUUGGACCAAAUAGUGUGAACUUGAUCAUACGUGCAAUCUGAAAUAGAAUAUACCAUUCUUCUUCCAAUUUCUUUCCUAAUCAUUAAUCAAUGAUUACGUUAUUUAUAGGAGGAAACAAUAUCUCACAUAUAUAUAUGGUCCAUGUAUCAAUUACCAUUCUUUUUGAA